AUGAACGCAAUUGUUGGUUUUUGUCAUUUCUGUGAGGCUCAUGGUCCAAGGCCAGUAUUUUGUACAUAUACUACUGAGGACGAACAACACACCAUUGAGGCUUCUAAAAAUGCAGUACAGUGUAAUGGCUGUACUUCUAUAGGUUCAGAAACGGUUUUAAUAUCAAGAGAUGGUGAUACAAUCUUUUGUAGUAGGGAAUCUGUUCCAAAUCCUGAAGUUACCUCUUUUUUGAGACAAGCUGCUUUAAGAAGUAUUACUUGUGAAGUAAAUUGGAGUAAAGAAGGUGGAGUGGUUUAUUUCAGUGACACACAAGGAGAUGUGCUCAGCUCUACAUUUCAGUUAAAGGAUACUAGAUCGAGGGGAUUGAAAAGGUUGUUCUCAAUUGUAGUUUUAAUGAAGGAUAAAAUGUUACUAUUAAAUAUUACACCAGUACUCUCAGAACACAUGCAGAAAAUUGCAAAAGAACUCCAAACUCUAGCUAAUGAGGUCUAUGAACAAGAACAAAGUAUAUGCUCUCAAAGAGCUUUGAGGCUUAAGACAGGAAAACAUGAAUUUGGUCAGUCCCGAUCCUUAAUACAAUUAACAGGCCCUACUUUAAUGAGGAGGAUAGAGAUUGCUAUGGAUAACACGAAAUUAACAGAUACUGUAUUGGACCAACAUAUAAAAUCUCUUCAGUUAGAAUGGUUGGGGAUAGCAAACACAAUCAAAAUGGCGAAAACUAAUUCAGGAAAAUCGGAUGCCAUAAAGAAAUUGAAAGUUGUGUUAGGUGUGAUGCAGCAAGAUGAAGUACUUGUUAAUUACUGGUUGUACAUGUUUUGUAGUUGA
This is a messenger RNA of Danaus chrysippus (African queen), 825 nucleotides long. Lineage: Eukaryota; Metazoa; Arthropoda; Insecta; Lepidoptera; Nymphalidae. The record is from the annotation of a GenBank genome assembly.